Messenger RNA from Panicum virgatum (switchgrass), 1375 nucleotides. Its product is annotated as protein DEHYDRATION-INDUCED 19. NCBI's taxonomy places the organism in Eukaryota, Viridiplantae, Streptophyta, Magnoliopsida, Poales, Poaceae. The transcript is spliced from 5 exons. The coding region runs from base 307 to 981 and encodes 224 amino acids. The record is from RefSeq and is a predicted model, not a curated record.
CAGCGGCGUCCCGUCCCCCGCUCCUCCCCUCCCUCCCCGCAUCUCACCUCCCGAUAAGAAGACGGAAGCUCCCUCCAGUCCUCUUCCUCUUCCUUCCCGCACCUCCCGCCGCUUCGGCUCCUCUCCUCGGCGGGAACCUGCGAGCUCCGAUUCGAGUACUUCCCCGCGCCGCAGGAGGCCGCGCGCGAGCUGAUCGCGCUGAGUCGAGGAGAGGAGAGUCGCGCGGAGCUGCUACCCACCGCCGCCGCCGCGGGGGGCAGAGAGAGAGGAGGAGGAGCCGUGUCUAUCCCGCCCCGCGCCGGACCGAUGGACUCGGAGCACUGGAUCUCGCGCCUGGCCGCCGCGAAGCGCUUCUACGCGGCGCAGCUCGGCCACAGCGAUCGGGCGGGGAUGGAGGAGCUGGACAUGGACGAGGAGGUGAGGCCCGAGUUCGCGUGCCCCUACUGCUACGAGGACCACGACGUCGCCUCCCUCUGCGCGCACCUCGAGGAGGAGCACCCGUUCGAGCCCCACGCCGCGGCUUGUCCUGUUUGCUCUGAGAUGGUUACAAGGGAUAUGGUUAACCAUAUUACUAUGCAACAUGGAUACUUGUUCAAGAAUCGUCGCCGGUUGCGCGGAUUUGUUAUUCCAAGCAGCCAAGCCCUUUCUUUGCUGAGCCGAGAUCUACGGGAAGCCCAUUUGCAGGUGCUUCUAGGAGGUGGGCAUAGGUCAAGCAACAAUAACACCACGACAAAUAUCUCAGCUGACCCUCUUCUAUCAUCGUUCGGCCUUAGCUUCCCAACAUCAGAUGCAGAGCAAACAUCAAAGUCAACUAUUUCUGCUCCUGAUGAUGCUACCAUGAUAAAAGAGACUGCUCAGGCACGGAAGUUAAGUAUCGAUUCAUCCCUCACAAGUGAAGAAAGGGAGCAGAAACGGAAGCAAGCCAGCGUCAGAGCAACUUUUGUGCAGGAUCUGCUGCUCUCUAGUCUAUUUGGGGACUAAUAUCAGGACGAGCUAAAGUUAUGGCUGGAAGGGUGCUUUCCUGGCGCAGAGCUGCAUAUACUAGCGUGCUCCACCCAAGUUGCUGAACGUAAUAUCAACACAACAGGAGCGCUUCCCGGGUGCUAUCCUUCAUCUCUUCCAGUAAGGUGCAGAGUCGAUGUGGGCAUGAUGUAUCUUCUAAGUUAUGUAGCUGUCUCUAUCUCCGGUUCCAUCACAUUCCGUGAUCGGCAUGUGGUAUGCAUGUAAGUUGCGGCUGUACUUGUACCGCGUCUGUGUCUGAACUAUGAAGCAUUGGUUGGUUGUACCAUCAUAAUAAUUAUGCUAUGCAACAGCGGAUUGCACUGCAAUGCAGUCUGGAGGAGCAAUAAACGCGAUGCAAAACUGUCUAGAUUUA